AUGGAAGGGGACUUCCAGCAGCUGCCUCCACUGCUCUGUGCUGGGAUCAUGCGACUUGCCUUGCUGUGCACGCUGGUGGUGUUUGCUGGUGUGAUUCCAGCCCAGGGCGGGAUACUGGACCUGAACAAGAUGAUCAGACGAGUGACGGGGAAGAGACCCAUCUUCUCCUAUUUGUUCUACGGCUGUCACUGCGGAUUUGGUGGCAAAGGCCAACCCAAAGAUGCCACAGACUGGUGCUGCCACAUCCAUGACUGCUGCUGCCAUCACCUGAAGUACCACAAAUGCAAUAUUCACUUGGAUCACUACAGCUACCAGUUUUCCCAGGGGAACAUCCAGUGCUCUGACGAGGGGAGCUGGUGUGAGCAGCAGCUGUGCACCUGUGACAAGGAGCUGGCGCUCUGCCUGCAGCGGAACCUGGACACCUACAAGAACCACCUGCGUUACUACUGGCGGCCCAGCUGCAAGGGCCAGACCCCCACGUGCUAG
This is a messenger RNA of Mesoplodon densirostris (Blainville's beaked whale), 486 nucleotides long. RefSeq names its product phospholipase A2 group IID (gene PLA2G2D). The record is from RefSeq and is a predicted model, not a curated record. NCBI's taxonomy places the organism in Eukaryota, Metazoa, Chordata, Mammalia, Artiodactyla, Ziphiidae. Gene Ontology annotation, molecular function: calcium ion binding; phospholipid binding. Gene Ontology annotation, biological process: lipid catabolic process; negative regulation of T cell proliferation; phospholipid metabolic process. The coding region runs from base 1 to 486 and encodes 161 amino acids. The transcript has 4 exons.